GCCCGUAUCCUAUUGGUUGUCUGGUGAGGGUUCCUCUAUGACCCGUAAAGCGGAAGUAGAAAGUGAGAAUGUGGAGAGCAGGCAUGUCAGAGGAGAUAGGGAAAGCUCUGCAGUGUGUGCGGGAGAGGGUUCAACAUGCAGCAGCCAGGAGGCUCAAGACUCUGCCAGCGAUUGAUCCCAGGCUGGUGGCGGUCAGUAAAACGAAGCCAGUGGACAUGGUAAUUGAUGCUUACAGCCAUGGGCAGCGAUACUUUGGAGAAAACUAUGUACAAGAGUUAGCUGAAAAGGCUUCAGAUCCAAAUCUUUUGGCAUCGUGCCCCGACAUAAAAUGGCACUUUAUUGGACAUCUCCAGAAGACACACAUCAACAAGUUAGUUGGUGUCCCAAACCUCUACAUUCUGGAAACUAUAGACUCCAUAAAACUGGCUGACAAGGUGAACAGUUCCUGGCAAAAAAAGGGAUCAUCGGAAAAGCUAAAGGUUAUGGUGCAGGUGAACACAAGCAGUGAGGACAGCAAACAUGGCCUUGCACCCACUGAAACCACUGAACUUGUUAAACAUAUCAGAGAGAAAUGCUCCAGUCUGGAAUUUGUGGGGCUUAUGACAAUCGGAAGCUUCGGUUAUGAUAUAACCCAGGGGCCCAACCCAGAUUUUCAGAUGCUGCUGGCUCAGCGAGAAGAGGUGUGUGAAAAACUAGGACUUCAAAUCGAUUCUGUGGAGCUCAGUAUGGGAAUGUCCUCAGACUUUGAGCAUGCAAUUGAGGUUGGCUCCACUAAUGUACGAAUUGGCAGCACUAUCUUUGGUGAGCGGGUUUACUCUAAAGCUGUGAAGGAAGAUGCAAAUGUAACCAGCACAAAGGAGUCGUAGGCCCUUAAAGUACAAGGGCAGGGAACCACAGGCAGAGCAAGAAGGUGCUAAAAAUAUGGAUGUUAAAAAUGUUCUGUAGUCAGUUUCACCUCCUUUGUGCCAAGUGUCGCAUUUGUUUUUGAUGACACAUCCAUAACUAAUUUUCCUGAAAUGGACCUGAAUGAAGAACCAUUUUAUGUGAUCACCAUUUUGAGAGAAUAAUGAAACUGGAUCUCAUUUCACUGCAUCUUAUCUUAUGCACACUAGUGCCUCAAAACUAAUCGCACUGGAGGACUGUGCUGCUCAGAAUAUUCUCUUUAUAGCAAAUAACUUUUAUGGCAUAGGUGUACUAAGCAGGUUUACUAGUGCAACCCUGUCAUCCAUAAUAAGCUACCUUGGGCUACAGAAAUUAACAUGGGCCUCAGAUAAGUUAAGUUAAGUUUAGAUUUCCCUUCAUCGGAUUAAUGAAUGUGAUAUCCCAGAUGUGCUUGGCAGUUAUGAAAUAAAAGUGCAAUCUGGGGAUAGUC
Messenger RNA from Xenopus tropicalis (tropical clawed frog), 1372 nucleotides. It is a transcript of the gene plpbp, whose product is annotated as pyridoxal phosphate binding protein. The record is from RefSeq and is a predicted model, not a curated record. NCBI's taxonomy places the organism in Eukaryota, Metazoa, Chordata, Amphibia, Anura, Pipidae. Bases 69 to 866 code for a protein of 265 amino acids. Gene Ontology annotation, cellular component: cytoplasm. The transcript has 8 exons. Gene Ontology annotation, molecular function: pyridoxal phosphate binding.